AUGGAUGAAGUGAUGUCGUCAGUUACAGUGACGAUAAAAAACUUUGUUGUGAUGUAUCUUGUAGAUAUCACAGAGGUACCUGAUUUUAACACUAUGUAUGAGUUGUAUGACCCUUCCAAAGUUAUGUUCUUCUUUAGAAACAAGCAUACAUUGAUAGAUAUUGGCACUGGAAACAACAAUAAGAUCAAUUGGGCUAUAAAGGACAAACAGGAGUUCAUUGAUAUCAUUGAGACGGUUUAUAGAGGUGCGAGGAAAGGACGCGGUAUUGUGAUUGCUCCCAAAGAUUACUCUACCAAGUAUCGUUACUAA
Molecule: messenger RNA, 309 nt
Organism: Lathyrus sativus (Indian pea)
Lineage: Eukaryota; Viridiplantae; Streptophyta; Magnoliopsida; Fabales; Fabaceae
Source: the annotation of a GenBank genome assembly